Messenger RNA from Funneliformis caledonium, 408 nucleotides. The record is from the annotation of a GenBank genome assembly. NCBI's taxonomy places the organism in Eukaryota, Fungi, Glomeromycota, Glomeromycetes, Glomerales, Glomeraceae.
AUGACAACGACACACAAGCACAAUAAUAAACCUUCACAGAAGGUCAAAAGUAAAAUUAUAAAAAUUAAAAAUGUUGACUUUUGUCACUUGGAUAACGUUCGUAAAUUCUUCCUGCGAACUGGGAAAAAAGAUUAUCCGACAAACUGCUGGACGAGAGGAAGAGUAUUCGGGAAGAAGAGUAAUAUACUCCGUAAAGAAAUUGGAGAGAAUGUCGCUGUCAUUGAAUUGACCCUGCCAAAACUCCUAUUCUGGUCUACUGCUGCGCAAGAGGAAUAUCCGGGUACUGCUGCGCAAGAGGAGUAUCCCGGGUACUUCUGGGCAAGAGGAGUAUCUGGGUACUUCUGGGCAAGAGGACCGCCUGGAUACUGUUGGGCAAAAGUGGUGCCCGGCCCGCUGAGGAUGGACUAG